Molecule: messenger RNA, 1617 nt
Organism: Cheilinus undulatus (humphead wrasse)
Lineage: Eukaryota; Metazoa; Chordata; Actinopteri; Labriformes; Labridae
Gene: serpine1
Product: serpin peptidase inhibitor, clade E (nexin, plasminogen activator inhibitor type 1), member 1
Exons: 9
Coding region: 72-1247 (391 amino acids)
Biological process (GO): negative regulation of plasminogen activation; negative regulation of vascular wound healing; negative regulation of endopeptidase activity
Molecular function (GO): serine-type endopeptidase inhibitor activity
Source: RefSeq, a predicted model, not a curated record
AGAAGGACUGGAACACUGACAGAGACUGAACUAACCUGAGACGAGACUGAACCUUCACUACUACUGCAAGGAUGCAUUGCGUGUAUGUCUUCCUCAUCCUGACCCUGAGCAGAGCAGCCCUCAGCUCUCUGCAGGACAAACAGACCGACUUUGGCCUCAAGGUGUUUUCUCAGCUCGCCAAGACCUCAGCCAACCAGAAUGUGGCCGUCUCUCCGUAUGGCGUGGCCUCAGUGCUCACCAUGGCUCAGCUUGGCGCUGCUGGAAACACAAGAAGGGCCUUAAACGCUGCCAUGGGCUUCUCUCUGCAAGAGCGUGGGAUGUCCCGGCAGCAGCGUCUCCUGCAGAGAGACCUCUCCAGUGAGGAUGGCGUGGAGUUGGCGAGCGGCAUGAUGGUGGAGAGGAAGAUGAGCCUGGAGAAAGGAUACCGCCGGGCCCUGGCCAAGGCCUUCCAGACCCACCCACACCAGGUGGACUUCACCAGACCAGAUGAGGCCAUUGGCGUCAUUAACGCUUGGGUGUCAGACCACACAGCAGGAUCAAUCCCAGAGUUCAUGGCAUCUGGCUCUCUGUCUGAUGAGACCCGGAUGGUUCUCCUGAAUGCGCUCCACUUUGAGGGUCUCUGGAAGGUUCCCUUUGACCCUAAAAUGACCCAGGAGAGAAUGUUCCACUGCGCUAACGGCAGCUUAGUACCCGUUCACAUGAUGAGGCUCACCAACCGUUUCCACUACGGUGAAUUUGUGACGUCUGACGGUGUUGACUACGACGUCAUCGAGGUCCCAUACGAGGGUGACUCACUGAGCAUGCUCCUGGUGUCACCUUUUGAGCCUGAGGUUUCACUGAGCACGCUCAGUGCAGAUCUGAGCAGCGAGAGGAUUCAUCAGUGGAGAUCAGAGCUGAGGAAUGUUAAGAGACAGCUGGCUCUUCCCAGGUUCACAAUGGACUCUGAGGUGAACUUGAAGUCGACUCUGGUCAACAUGGGUCUGGGUGACAUGUUCAACCUGGCGACCGCUGACUUCACUCGUAUCACCACUGACGAGCGUCUGUGCGUGUCCAAAGUUCUGCAGAAAGUGAAGCUAGAGGUGAACGAGAGAGGAACCAAAGGAUCGUCUGCCACUGCUGCUGUAAUGUUUUCUCGUAUGGCCGUGGAGGAGCUUACUUUGGACCGGCCAUUCCUCUAUCUCAUCCAGCACAAACCUACAGGUGCCGUUUUGUUUGCCGGUCAGUUUAACCAGCCUCAACAACAAUAACCAGAGGAUGAACCUUUACUCCACUGUGUCUGACUACUGCUGCUUCAACUACAUAAAAAUGGACAAAAACACAAUAACCAGACAAUGUUUACAAAAUUAAUUCACUAGCUAACACAAUAGACAUAGGAAAUGAGAUGGACGGGGAUUUUCUUUGUUUUAUGCGUCUAUUUAUUUCUCUGAAUGUUGGAGGACGAUAAGAUGAAGAGAAAAUGAAGGAGAGCCGAUCAACUUUUUGGACAUGAUUGCACUUCUGAAGGGACAUGAGGACCAAAUGGAUUUAUUUUGAUUAUUUUUUGUGAUGUAUAUUUUUGUAAUUGCUCAUAUUAUGUUUGUAUUUACAGUAUUUAUAUUUAUUAAAGGAUUAUGUUUU